This is a messenger RNA of Suillus discolor, 1434 nucleotides long. RefSeq names its product P-loop containing nucleoside triphosphate hydrolase protein. The annotation marks the transcript as partial. Gene Ontology annotation, molecular function: 5'-3' DNA helicase activity. The transcript is spliced from 7 exons. The record is from RefSeq and is a predicted model, not a curated record. Lineage: Eukaryota; Fungi; Basidiomycota; Agaricomycetes; Boletales; Suillaceae.
AUAGAAGAUCGCCUCGCGCAAGUGCCCCCGGUAGACACCUUCCUGCUCUCUGACAAGGCCUUAGAGUUUCUCGCGAAGAGCUCGAAGGAUUCGUUCCAGCUCGAGCAGAAGAAGCCGCUCGAGGUCACGCGCCAGUUUGCUACUUUUGUCGAUCAUACGAACAACCACAUCCAUGCCCAAGUUGACAGAUACAAGAACCAAAUUCGCAAGAACCACCGUCAGGCAUGUAGUCCGCGUCGUGCAUUCAUUGAUAUCGGCGGGCGUGAUGGGCGAGGCUUCACUAUCAACGGGAAGGUUGGCAUUCCUCAGGGUCGCACCGCCAAACUUGCCACCACCGACAGUCUCAGUUUAGCUGGCAAGAGCAUUGGCUCGAUCAAGAUUGUCGGUCGUGAAGACCCUACUCAGGCUGAGAGCCAGCGUGCUCAAAAGGUUCUAGAGAUCCUCCAAGGUCUCAUCAACCUCGAGCACGACAACCCAUGGGUUCAGCUCAUAUUCUUUUCCUCUCCCAGGGACGACUUCCAAUGGCCCUCCGCCUGGACGGAGGAGGCGAAUGAUACGGAUAUUGUCAAAUACUGUGCCAACCGUGUCAGUCGCCCCCUCAAUCCAUCUCAGACGAAAGCUGUGAAGCAAAUGCUCCAGCAGUCAAAUGACAAGCGUCUUACUGUCAUCCAGGGGCCCCCUGGAACCGGUAAGACCACUGUCAUCGCUUCAUUUGUUCAGACUGCCCUUGCCGGUGGACUCUCUGGUAUCUGGCUCAUUGCUCAGUCCAAUGUUGCCGUCAAGAACAUUGCUGAGAAACUCGCUGACUUUGGCCUGACCAAUUGGAAGCUUCUCGUCGCAAAGGAUUUUUUUGAAUACUGGCACGAGCACCUCUAUGCCAACAUUCGGGCCAAUAUCAUCAUAUCGGAGGACUUCAAGGCGCCAAAUUUCUAUCAGGAGCUACGAAACAGCCCGGUUAUUCUCUGUACCCUCUCUAUGCUUUCAUCUGUUGCUCUUCGCAUGCAUGGAGGUUUUAAAGCCGCGCCACUUAGAACCCUCGUCAUCGACGAAGCAUCCCAAAUUGAGAUCGGUGACUACAUACCUCUCUUCACCUCUCACACCUCCAUCCGAAAGGUUUGCUUCAUUGGUGAUGAUAAACAAUUGCCACCCUAUGGUCAGGAUGAUAUCCAGGACCUCAAGAGCAUCUUCGAGGUCAAGCACAUCAAGGACCGUGCCAUUUUCCUGGAUACCCAAUACAGGAUGCCCCCUCAAAUUGGACAGUUCAUAUCUAAAUUUGUGUAUGAUGACCUACUCGAGUCAGAUCCGCAACAUUCCGUCACGAACGAGAGGAUGGCUUGUCAUUUUAUCAACAUUCCCAGCCAGGAACAGUCACAUGGGACUAGUUGGAAGAACGUUGGAGAGUGCCAAACCAUUCUCCACAUCGCUACCAUGCUG